AUGCUGCCGCCGAUGAUUCUGCCGCGCGCGACGCAGCCAGCGGAGCCCGAGGAUGAGCCGGCGGGCCCUUCGGCGCCGCAGCGCGCUGCACGUGCUCCCGCGCAGGGCAAGCGCAAGGGGUGGGUGCCGAGGUCGCAGGCUGACUUUUGCGACGGCGGCGCGUACCCGGAGAUCCACGUCGCUCAGUUCCCGCUGGAGAUGGGGCGCAAGGGCAAGGCGCAGUCGCAGGUGCUCGCUCUCACGACCGACGCGUCGGGCCGCGUUGGCCACGCCGCUGGCAUCGCGUCGGUGGGGCAGCGCGACGGUAAGGUCGUCCACGCGACGCGAGACUCGCUCGCGCCCAAGAAUCUGGGCGAUGAGGAGCUGGCGCGGCCGAGCGAGGACGCCGCCGCGGAGAACACCGAGCGCACGCGAUUGGCACUCGAGGCUCUCGCUGGCGCCAAG
This is a messenger RNA of Emiliania huxleyi CCMP1516, 444 nucleotides long. RefSeq lists its product as hypothetical. The record is from RefSeq and is a predicted model, not a curated record. Lineage: Eukaryota; Haptophyta; Isochrysidales; Noelaerhabdaceae. Gene Ontology annotation, cellular component: spliceosomal complex. The annotation marks the transcript as partial. The transcript has a single exon. Gene Ontology annotation, biological process: mRNA splicing, via spliceosome.